Harmonia axyridis is the source of this 3629-nucleotide messenger RNA. It is a transcript of the gene Ssadh, whose product is annotated as glutarate-semialdehyde dehydrogenase. The record is from RefSeq and is a predicted model, not a curated record. Gene Ontology annotation, molecular function: succinate-semialdehyde dehydrogenase (NAD+) activity. Lineage: Eukaryota; Metazoa; Arthropoda; Insecta; Coleoptera; Coccinellidae. The transcript has a single exon. The coding region runs from base 164 to 1708 and encodes 514 amino acids.
AACAUAACCUUACUUUUGCAUUAAGGUCACGAUCAAUGACAUCUUCAAUUAUUAUUAUGUUUGUGUCAAAUUGAUCAAAUACUUUAUUGUAUUAAUAAUGACCGGACUUAGAUAUCAUUGAAACUAAUUCAGUCUCUUCGUGGUUCUCAAUCGUUGCAAGAAAAUGCUUCACAAAGUUCUUAAAAAUUAUAGACUUCUAGGAGGCAGUACUAAAAUAAUGAAUAUUAUGUAUUCUGGUCGAAAUUUAUGUCAUUUACCUCUUAUAAAAGAACGGGCUUAUAUUGAUGGAGAGUGGGUUUGUGCUGCAGAUGACAAAAUAUUCACUGUAUCGAAUCCAGCAAAUGGGGAGAUUUUAGCAAAGGUUCCUGAUAUGGAGGAAAAAGAUGUUGAAGUGGCUAUCAAAGCAGCUUCUUUAGCUUUUAAAGAAUGGAGAAAUACGUCUGCAUAUGAACGUUCUAACAUAAUGAAAAAAUGGUAUGAAUUGAUGUUGAAACAUGAAGAAACCAUUGCUCAAAUCAUCACCUUAGAAAGUGGUAAACCUUUUAUUGAAUCGAGAGCCGAAGUCAAUUAUGGAAAUGCUUAUAUAGAAUUUUAUGCUGAAGAAGCAAGACGUAUUAAUGGCGAAAUUCUUCAAAGCACCUAUCCAACAAAGAAAUAUUUUGUAGAAAAACAACCUAUAGGUGUCGUUGGUUUAAUAACUGCAUUUAAUUUUCCAUUAGCUAUGAUCACAAGAAAAUUAUCUGCAGCUUUAGCUGCUGGGUGUACAUGUGUUGUUAAACCUGCUACUGAUACUCCAUUAACGGCACUUGCUAUGGCUCAACUUGCUCAUGAAGCUGGGAUUCCAAAAGGUGUGGUUAAUGUUGUAACAAGUUCACAUGCCUCUAACCCACCUGUAGUAGAUUUCAUGUGCAAGAGUCCUGAUAUAAGAGGAAUAUCUUUCACUGGAUCUGUGCAAGUUGGUAAAAUUAUUAAUGAAAAAUGUGCUCCACAUAUCAAACGAGUGGGUUUAGAACUGGGAGGUAAUGCUCCAUUUAUUGUUUAUAAUUCAGCAGAUGUAGAUGUGGCGGUUAAAUCAGCACUCAACUCAAAAUUCAGAAAUUCUGGUCAAACUUGUAUUGCACCUAACAGAUUUUUGGUUCAAGAUGGUAUUUAUGAUUGUUUUGUUGAUAAUCUCCUUGUGGAGAUACGUAAAUUAAAGAUGGGGGAUGGGUCUAAAGGUGAUGUUAAAAUAGGGCCAAUGAUUAAUGUAGCUCAAUUGCAGAAAGUUAGCCAUUUGGUGGAUGAUGCAAUUUCUAAAGGUGCUAAUUGUUUACUUGGUGGAAAGAGGGCGCUGUCUGUGGGUGAUUUAUUUUAUGAGCCUACAGUUUUGACUGAUGUCCGAGAAACUAUGAAGCUUUAUAUGGAAGAGAUUUUUGGUCCUGUUGUUAGCAUUGUGCGAUUCAGAACAGAAGAAGAGAGUUUAUUUAUAUCUAAUCAACCUGAAGUGGGAUUAGCUGGUUAUAUUUUUUCCAGUGAUAUUAGUCAAAUAUUCAGAGUGAGCAAAAGAUUGGAAGUAGGAAUGGUUGGUGUUAAUGAAGGUAUCAUAUCAGCAGCGGAAGUACCGUUUGGAGGAGUUAAACAGUCUGGAAUUGGAAGAGAAGGUGGUCAUAAUGGUAUAGAAGAUUAUAUUGAUUAUAAAUAUGUUUGCAUAGGAAAUUUAAGAUUCUAAUAAACCAGCAAAGAAUAUUGUUUCCUUUCGAAGUAAGAUAUACUAUCUUCUAUGAUUGAUGGUCUCUAUUACUUUUCUCUGACAUGGAAAAUGUUUUUCCUGAGUUAUUCAGUAUGAAUCACACUCAAUUCCAAUAUCUAAUUUGUUUAUUGUACUGAACUUGAACUUGGUUGAUGUAUUACAAUUUUUAAGUAAAGCUGAUAUUAAUUAUUCUAUUUUUACUGAAAUUAGAAGUAAUUUGGAUGAAUUCAUCUAUAAAAAAUAAAGUACUGUCGUUGUCUUCCAUUAAUAGGUACCUGCAAUAUAUAUAAAACCAAAUAAUGAAAAUUUGGCAGCUUUAACAUUGUCUUCCAUUUUUUGUGAUAUGUGAUUAGAAUAUAUUCAACUAAAAAAAUUAAAAGCCAUAAGUAUUCAAUAAGUGGAUGUAUUAGAUACUAUUAUUGUGAUAGGUGGAUGUUAUGAAGUUGAAAAUAAAUAUAUCAAUAGAGUAUGGAGCUUGUUAUUUCAAAGUAUACAUUCUUUAUAUUUCAAAAUUUAAAACAAAUUACGGUUGAAAUUCGGAGCCAACUCAGUUAUUUUCUUUAUUAUCUAUGAUAGCAAUUUUUUCGAAGUAUUUCUAGUAGAAUAUAAAAAAAAUACCCAUAAUAUAUCCGUGAUUCCAAAACGGACGCAGUUGAUAUAUUUCAGGUGUUUAAUAAUAAUUUCAAGUCCCUGCAAAAUUUCAAUUUACAUUAUCAGAACUAUAGAAAUUUCAAGCAGAAUAUCGAAAAAACCGUAAUAACAGUUCCUGACUUCACGUCAGUGCUUUUCUCACUUUCUUGUCAAUAUUCUUCUCAAAUUUUUUAUGAUUCUGAUCAGGCUAUCAGCAUAGAAUUUUACAAAAAGAUUGUAAUUGUUAUUUUUUGUUCAAUAAUAGUGAAUUUGAAUUCCACUCAAUUUCAAUCAAUAUCACAUUGAAGAUCAGCUGAAUACGGUGAUUCAAAAUUACACCUUUGUGACCUUUAAAUAAUUUUUAAUCAAUAUAUGUACACUUUCUUCCAUAUUAUGGUUUAUAAAUAUGCUAUAUAUAUUGGUGGCAUGUUAAUUGGCUAAGUAAAGAAUCGUUCCAGGCAUAUAUUGGACUUUUUAUACUAUGAAGUAAUUCACUUUCUAGUUCACCUUUGAAUUUAAUAGAUAUGGAUACUUACUACUUACCUCAUUCUAAAUAUAUGUAUAUUAAAAAAUAUUUGAAACUAAUAUGACUGACGCCUAUACAAUGAAUCAUAGGAAAAGGCAAAUAUGUAGAAAAUAAGGAUUCAUUUAAUAACCUUUUAUUGAUUAAGUACCUAUAUAUAGCCACUUCUUUUGAAAAUAUUUAUGAAUGAAUAACCGUUUUGAUGAGCUAGUCAUCAGAAUUUUUUAUUAUUGGCAUUUAAUGAGUUGAAACCUUGAAUUUUAUAGAGAACUUAAAAGAUAAUUGAUGAAUACCGAUCUAUUCGAAUAAUCUCUUUUCAUUUUAGAUUAUUUAACUUACUAUCUGAUACAGUGGCGUAACUAGAAUUGACUCUUGGAGGGGUUCACCCCCACUUUGAAAAAGCAAAUUUUUUUUUGUAUUGUUACUUACAAUUUUUUUUUCUUCUAAUCACGGGAGAGUUGUCCCGAAUAACCACCCUCUCUUUACCCUUCCGAACUCAAAAAAUUGAGAAAACGUCAUAGAUGAAAUGUUGAAAUAUUGAAUAUCUUAAUGUCUGAAAGUCAGUACCAAUGUUACUGUGUCUUCAAGUUAAGUUAUACAUCCCGAAUUGGAUAGAGAAAAAUGUUUUUUUACUAGUACUAAUUGUUUUAUAUUUAUUUAUCCUAGAAUUCAAGAAAUUGAUGGUGGAUUCUUCGAGAAAUUCGGAUCAUUAUUCAGGGAAAACGCUGAACUGGCCAUAUCCCGCGA